GCUGUCUGUAGCAAGCUUUUCCGCAUACUUCAUACUUUCAGCAGUGUGCACGCGUAAAUAAAACGCCCAGGUGUUUAUAACAAAGCGAGCUGUCAUGUCGCCGUAACGACUUCAUCUCAGCUCCCAUGACGUGACAGGGACCGAUCGCUCUCUUGGUGCAUGCAGUGUUUUUGUUCUUUUUUAAUACAUAUACACGCCGUGUGGACACCAUGAUGGCUUGCUGCACGUCACUGAGUCUCGCGCUUAUCACCGUGCUGCUCCUGUGCACACCUGGUCGCGUGCACGGCUCUCAGGGCGAUAAAGAGCCUGUGUACCUGGACUGCGUGAAGCAGUGUGCGCGCACCAACUGCACCGGCGCCAAGCUGCGUGGCUUCCAGUCUGCACAGCCGCCUUACAUGGCGCUCACUGGUUGGACGUGUCGGGAUGAUUGUCACUAUCAGUGCAUGUGGACUACAGUUGGACUUUACCAGGCUGAGGGCUAUAGAGUGCCUCAAUUCCAUGGGAAGUGGCCGUUUGUCCGUUUCCUGUGUUUCGAAGAGCCAGCAUCAGCUCUGGCAUCUCUCCUCAAUGGUCUGGCAUGUUUACUGAUGCUACUGCGCUACCGCAACGCUGUCCCACGCCAGUGCCCCAUGUACCACACCAUCACCGCCUUCUCACUGGUGUCACUGAAUGCCUGGUUCUGGUCUACAGUAUUUCACACCAAAGACACGUAUCUAACUGAGAAGAUGGACUAUUUUUGUGCAUCAGCGGUGAUUCUCUACUCCAUAUACCUGUGCUGUGUCAGGACGCUGGGUUUGCGGCGGCCUGGCGUGUCCAGCAUCGUUGGAGUUUUUCUUAUCCUGGCCUUCACCUCCCAUGUCUCCUAUCUCACAUUUGUUAGCUUUGACUAUGGUUACAACAUGGCUGCCAACGCAACCAUAGGCAUGGUAAACCUACUGUGGUGGCUCGGUUGGUGCUGGCAGAAUCGGAGGACGUUGCUGUACUGGUGGAAGUGCGGCGUAGUGGUGGUGCUACUGCAUGGCCUGGCGCUGUUCGAGCUACUCGACUUCCCGCCAGUUUUCUGGGUGCUAGAUGCUCAUGCGGCCUGGCACCUGGGCACUGUUCCUGUCCACUUCCUUUUCUACAGUUUCCUCAUAGAUGACAGCCUCCACCUCCUCAACACAGAGAAGGCCGGAGUCAAGCUGGAAUAGGAGGAGCCUGUUUCAGAGCCCUACCCACUUCUCUCCCAUCCCUCCAGUCAGGACCAGUCUGUGAAUUUUGUGUUUACGAAUUGAGUUUACACUUUUUUUUAAGCACUCCACUAUGGACAGCUGUGAAGAGAGUUCCUUUUGGUUGCUUUGUUUAUGCGUGCUUGAUUUUUUCCUCACCAUGUUUUUGCCUUUACUGAGCUUUGCCUUGAGUGGAAGAACUUGAGAUUUGGCUGUGUCACCGAACUUUAUGGACAUGGUUUGUUUAAAUGUGACCCAUAAUUAUUCCUAGAGAAAUCUUAAAAAUGGUGUAAAGCAGAGAGGUCAGGAGUGUGCUGUGGCUGUCAACUGUCAUUUUUUCCAGUAGCAUAACUCGUGUUGACAUUUACCAUACCAAGAAAAAGUGAGAAGAUGAAGGACAUUCAUGUUUGCUAAUAUUUUUAACAUUACGAUUAGCAUUAAGCAAUACUUGCACCUGCAUGCCAUCAUCCAGCUGCAGAGGGAUAGGAUUAUGAAAUCCAUGCCAGUGUUCACCUGCAUCCCAAACCAUAUACUAGUUCACUAUUAAUUGUAUGACAGAUAUACAACGCUUACCUGAACUAUGGUGCAAUUUGAUGUAUAAUGUUUCCUAUCUCAUGGCCUGCCAACCUUUACAUCUGGGUUGACUGACAAUUGCCUAGAUGGUUUUGAAUUUUACUGUAUUUGCUGAUGUCAUUUAGAAGUUUUGCAUUAUUCGUGAAAGAAUUUUCAAAAAUGUCUUGUGUGUUGAUCAUGCCACUCCAAUGAGUGCCAGUAAGACAUUAGUCCUCUUUGGGAUUGGCAGGUCUGAGAGCGUAUGGUUUUGAUAUUUAUUUUGGGAUGCUAGUAUGACUUUGAUAGCUAAAGAUGCAUUUAUGAUGAGAAACUAGUGCAGUGACAUGGUGUAGCUUUUUCAUAUCCAGACAGAUAAAAAAAAAAUAAAAAAUCACAGAUAAUUGCAUUUUAAUCAGAGAGGCCUUAGCAUGGAUGCUGCUAAGUUCUAAAAUUUAUCGUGAAGUUUAGUAGGCUUAUUGGAAGCCUCGUGGUAUAAUAUCUCAAGGGCCAUUAGCAAAGGGAGUACUAAUGAGUCUAAAAACCAGAAUCAACAUAGUUUUGUGGUAUAUUUUAUAGGCAAGUUUCAUCCGAGUUUGUUGCAAUUUUUUUGUUUGAUUUUCCUAGUGCAAGCUGAAGCAAUUUUCAAAAGGAAUGUGAAUGCAAAAUUGUUGAAUUACAUGAAGACACAAGAGAGAACCAUUUUGCAUAUGAGUAUUUGAACAAAGCAUACGACUUUUGAUUAAGGUUGUGUGAAGGCCCAUGAUUGUUUCGUACCCUUAUUUACACGUUGCACAAUUACGCACUGAUCAUUAUGAGCGCAGUAUCUAGGUGUAUUGAAGGAAAAACGCCUAUAACGUCAUGACAUAACUCACAAGUGAUAUGCUGAGGCAGCUGUAAUGUUUGCUUUUGCCUGUUUUCCCAUUUCACUGCUGCUGUGUUUGCCUCAUUUAUAUGAAUUGUUUGUUUUAUUUCUUAUGUUUUCAUUUUUUGCUCUUCAUUAAGUAAUUUGAAGCAUGUUUCUUCACCUGGAAUGCCUUUAGAGGAAAAAAGCGGAAGAAUUUUAAUGUGUGUGUUUUCCACCUAUGCCUUAUUCCGUCUUGUCCAGUGCACAAUUGUGUCUCCCGUCUUCACUGAAACUGUGGUUCCAUUGAACGAUGUGAGUGCUUAUUUUCUCGCUGGAGAAUUAACACCGAUGUCAGCGUGUCUUUGUUUAAAUUGCCACUUGUGCACUUUGUGUGUGCGUGUGUAUGUGUGCGUGUGUGUAAAAGAGAGCAAGCAUGUUCAGCUGGCGGGUAAAUAUAGCCUUAGAUAUUUUGGAGCUCGGAGUGUGUUCAUAAGUCACCAUGAGAACCCUGAAACACUGCGAAGAUUGGAACAGGUUUUUAUUCCGUAAAACAUGAUCUCCACACAUAACGUUUUUCUGUUUCACUAAAUGACGUGUUAAACCAAGACGGGUUAACCUGAUGCAAGUGUAUCUCACCCAAAAAAUGAUCUCCCCCAACUUUUCUAAAGCUUAAAUCCACACGUAAAUCUUUGUGCUUGCUUAACAUGACACCGUUAGACUCUGUAUUGUGAUUUUUGUUUAAUGAACAACCGGGUCAAAUGACCGAAUUAGUCCAUGUUCUCUAGAGGUAGGGCCUUUAGGGCAACGUGCACUUACAAAAUGGCUUCCUCCAUAAAUAACAUUUCAAUUUGAGCGUCAUGGUGAAGAGUGAGAUUGACAUCCAGUAAUUAUGUUAGGGUGUGCAUACCUUUUCAAGAUUUGUCUGGAGAAUAUCUGAAGGUUUGCUAGAUGAACAAAUUGAGCCAGGCUUGAUCCUGUGUUGCUAUACAUACCUCAAAUAUAUCAGAGCUUGAUUUAUUCCGAAUCUAGGUAAUGCAGCUAGCCUCCUAGCUCCGUAGAAAAAAAAUCAUCAGAUACAUCGAUUAAUUAGAAUACUUGAUACUAUGGCCCUACAUCAUGCACACACUGAUAUACUGUAGGAUUGAAUGUUGUCAGCAUGACAAUUUAGAUGUAACUUUUUUCUCCUUGUUUGACAACCAUCCCAUAAUACAAUCCAUGGCUUAUAGAUAAAAUGAAGGUUAAAGUAAUCAAUGUUUUAAUUAAAGACUCUUUUAUCUUGCUUUUGGUAACACAAUUAAUUUUCCCUAACAGAUUACAAAUAAUUAGAUAUUGCCCAUUGUACAUCUACAACCCUUUUUUUCUAGUAGCUUUUCCAGAACAUUCUAGAGAUUGUAGUCACAUUUUCAUUUAGCUGUAAUGUUUUUGAUCAAUUCAGAUGACUGAGCAGUGGAAGUUUUUCCUCAGUUAAUUUAGGUAUUUCUACAUAUCUAGACCAAAUCCUGUCCACGGUGAUCGUAAAUUUAGCUACAGCUAACAAUUCUGGAUUAUUACCACUGGCUUAGCUAGAUGUUUAUGAUACAUAUUAUUCUAUUUUAGCUGUGAUUGAUGUGAUUAGCUUAGAUUUUUUAGACUAUUUCAGGCUCAGUUGGAUCGGUUUGUUAAAUUUUGUUUUGCAUUUAGAUUGAUUAGACAAAUAGUAAUAUCUGUCUAGCUUCUCUGUUGAUGUAUGACAUUUAGAUACACAAUGAGCUCAUUUACUUGAGUUGCUUCUGUGUUGAUGAAGAUCUGGUGCAUCAGUGAGGUUCGUUUGUGAAUUUGGGUGAGUAGAAAAAAAGGGGUGUCAUAUUCAAAUGCUUAAUUACAAUUCAAGUGUCCCAACAAGUCUUAAAAGGAAAGAUUGAAGGCACAAUGGUUGUUUUUGUUUGUUUUUGCCAUGUGAAUGUUCAUCCUCUUUCUCUCACUUUUCUUUUUUUUUCUUUCAUGUUGCUCCCUUUCUCUCUGGUUUGUGCAAAGAAGCUUUAAGAAAGAAAUAAAGUGGUUCUGUAUUAA
Molecule: messenger RNA, 4653 nt
Organism: Tachysurus vachellii
Lineage: Eukaryota; Metazoa; Chordata; Actinopteri; Siluriformes; Bagridae
Gene: pgap3
Product: post-GPI attachment to proteins phospholipase 3
Exons: 8
Coding region: 210-1190 (326 amino acids)
Biological process (GO): GPI anchor biosynthetic process
Cellular component (GO): endoplasmic reticulum membrane
Molecular function (GO): hydrolase activity, acting on ester bonds
Source: RefSeq, a predicted model, not a curated record